Diceros bicornis minor is the source of this 3273-nucleotide messenger RNA. It is a transcript of the gene RSPH9, whose product is annotated as radial spoke head component 9. The transcript is spliced from 5 exons. The record is from RefSeq and is a predicted model, not a curated record. Gene Ontology annotation, biological process: cilium movement involved in cell motility; axoneme assembly; motile cilium assembly. Gene Ontology annotation, cellular component: axoneme. The coding region runs from base 1979 to 2809 and encodes 276 amino acids. NCBI's taxonomy places the organism in Eukaryota, Metazoa, Chordata, Mammalia, Perissodactyla, Rhinocerotidae.
UCAGCUAGAAUUUUUGCUAUUUUUAUGUCUGAUGAUAUUACCUUACAGAAGAGGAAUAGGGCCAUGUCUCCCAUUGGGCAGGGACAGGCUGAGGGGUCUGACUAAGGGGAUGGAGAGCUUUGAACGAGGGAGUUAUAAAUUGUUUAAGAAGGAAGACAUAUUAAGCCAAGUCAGCUGCCUCAAAUACUACUUUUAAAAGCCUUCAUAAACAAUGCCUAGACAAUCAAAACAAAGUAAUUAGCUUGGUAAUUUAGACACUGAGUUCUCUAUUGGCUUGGCAUUGGGGCCCAGAUCAUUCUGAUUUCAUGAGUCCUCUCCAAAGGAAUCCAGAAAUUAAAAGAUCAGUUAAUAAUAUUAACAAUAAAUCCCAUCUCCUUCCCUGACAACAAGCUUGCUGAGGUACCUGUUUAUCAGUUGGACCUUGGCUGGGGACUCAAGAGGUGGAUGUGAAAAAGUAGUCUCUAGCCCAGGGGGUGAAGAGCCCCAGCUGCAGUGGGGUUCUGGUCUUUCAUUUGUUGCUAACAUUUGGGCCUAAAAGCAACGGUGGGGAGCCCAAGGUAGGUAAAUGUAGGUGGUGGUUGAUGGGAAAGUGUAGUCUGUACAUGUCACCCUUUUUGUACCUCUCUUCACACCCUGCUUUCCCAAGGUGUGGCUCUAUACCUUGCCCCACUGCCUAGGUCUCCAUUUGCCACUUUGGUGGAAUAGUCCUAUGGAAGGGUAAAUAAAGAGACAUCUGGUGAAGACUGAAUAAAGUGGAAUGGAUGGACCCCAUUCUGUAAGACCUCAAAGGGGGAUUAAUUAUCUUAGAAUCCUAGACUUUUAGAGCAAAGAGGAUCUCAGACUCUUUUCUUCACAGAUAAAUCUGAGGCCAAGAAGGGACACGACUGCAGUGAAAUAAUACAGCUAGUGUCACUAUUGUUUGUCUUCCCAAGCUCCCCUGCAUAUAUGGUGAGGACUCAAUAAAUGUCAGCUAUGUGGAAGGGCUCAGGAAAGGCAAAAAUACAGUAGUUUCCCUUAUCUGCGGUUUUGCUUUCUGCUGUUUCAGUUACCGGUGGUGGUCAGUUGCAAAGCAAAUGAAUCUGUCCUCAGGUCAGUAGUAGCCUGACGCUACUUUACAAUGCCCACCUCAUUCCCCUCACUUCCUCCUGUCAUGUAGGCAUUGUAUCAUCUCAAAUCAUCAUAAAAAGUGUGAGUACAGUACAGUUAGAUAUUUUGAGAGCGAGAUACCACCCAUUUACAUAAUUUUUUUACAGUAUAUUGUUAUGAUUGUUCUAUUUUAUUAGUUUUUUGUUAAUCUCUGUAAUUUAUUAUUUAUUUAUUUUUUUUGUGAGGAUGAUCAGCCCUGAGCUAACAUCUGCCAAUCCUCCUCAUUUUGCCGAGGAAGACCGGCCCUGAGCUAACAUUGGUGCUCAUCUUCCUCCACUUUAUAUGGGACACCGCCACAGCAUGGCCUGAGAAGCGGUGCGACCCCGGGAUCCCAACCAGCCAACCCCAGGCCCCCACAGCCGAACGCAUGCCCUUAACCGCUUGCGCCAAUAGGCCAGCUCCUCUGUGUGUAAUUUAUAAAACUUUAUCCUAGGUAUGUAUGUAUAUGAAAAAUCAUAGUAUAUCUAGGAUUCGGUACUAUCCGUGGUUUCAGGCAUCCACUGGGGGUCUCAAGGAUAAGGGAGUUGGAAGCUCCAACCCCUCGCUGUAGCCUGUCUCUGUUGGGGAAAUCGCCCUGUUGCCGUGACAACUGAACAUAUCCGGUCUCCAACUCCGGAAAGGAAGAGAGCGGGAACUAGUAUAUGUAUGCCCAGACUUUUUGGAAAGGCUCCGUGAGGAGAGGGGCUGGCCAGACGACCCGAGAGGGCUGGGCCAGAGGCGGUCAGGUGGCUGGAAUCCUGCUCCCUGUCUGGCGGAAGGGCGGAGCUUUGGGUUUCCAUGGAGCCGGCUUCUCCUAGCAACCUGGCGGGCGUUGAGCAGAGCCGCCGGGGCGAUGGACGCUGAGAGCCUUCUGCUGUCUCUGGAGCUGGCGUCCGGCAGUGGGCAGGGCCUCAGUCCGGACCGUCGGGCCUCACUGCUUACUUCCCUGAUGCUGGUUAAGCGCGACUACCGCUACGAUCGGGUCCUCUUCUGGGGCCGCAUCCUCGGCCUCGUCGCCGAUUACUACAUCGCUCAGGGCCUGAGCGAGGACCAGCUCGCACCGCGCAAGACACUCUACAGCCUGAACUGCAUGGAGUGGAGCCUCCUGCCCCCUGCCACAGAGGAGAUGGCGAUGCAGACGUCUGUGGUGAAGGGCCGCUUCAUGGGGGACCCCUCGCAUGAGUAUGAGCACACCCAGCUGCAGAAGGUGCACGAGGGCGAAAAGGUCUUUGAGGAAGAAGUGGUGGUCCAGAUCAAGGAAGAGACCCGCUUGGUGUCCAUCAUUGACCAGAUUGACAAGGCUGUGGCUGUCAUUCCCCGAGGCGCCCUCUUUAAGACUCCUUUUGGACCCAUCCAUGUCAAUCGGACCUUUGAAGGACUGUCCUUGUCCGAAGCCAAGAAGCUCAGUUCCUACUUCCACUUCAGGGAGCCUGUUGAGCUGAAGAACAAGACCUUGCUUGAGAAGGCCGACCUGGACCCCUCCCUGGACUUCUUGGACUCCUUGGAGCAUGACAUCCCCAAAGGGUCCUGGAGCAUCCAGAUGGAGAGGGGCAACGCCCUGGUGGUCCUGCGCAGUCUGCUCUGGCCAGGCCUUACCUUCUACCACGCUCCCCGCACCAAGAACUGUGGCUACAUCUACGUGGGCACCGGUGAGAAGAACAUAGACUUGCCCUUCAUGCUGUAGGAGAGGGCCAGCCAGGGAUUGCUUUGUAGAGUCUAAACAUUAUUUUCAUAAAUUUCAGUCAAUUUGGUCUGUUCUGUCCUGCUGCUUCCCCUCAUCUCCACCUCCAUCUGGUAUCCAGGUUCUGAGGAAAGGACCACUGAGCUGGAAGAGCCAGCUCUAAAGCAAGUGGCAGAGGGUUGGAAUGUGCUAAUGAGAGAGAUGAUGGUGGGUGGAAAUGGCAGCGGGAGAAGGUGACAGCCAGAAGCCCUUUGAGGAAGGCACCCUCUUGGACUCAGAUAAGAGCUGCAUGUAGGCCAGGCAGCCCAACUCACCUCCUUGCAGCCCCCCAGGCUGAAGAGCUAACAGCUAUCAAUAAAGAGAAUGGGAACCUGUUUGGCCCAUGAACUCCCUCCAGUUGCAUUCAUAUAGCCCAUCACAAGAGCUCAGCAACUGGCUGGAAAUGGGCUCAAGGCACCCCCCACCCC